AUGACUCCUGGUGAGUCCUUACUGGUACCGCGCCUCUCCUCCGACGGAUCCUCUUUACGAAAUGAGGAUGAGGACGAAGCGCUCUUGACUGGGCAACGGACACACCGCCGAGAUGAAGGACGACGGGGCUGGGGUUUCUGGCGGGAGGUGGGCAUGUUUGCCUGGGCUUUCAUUGCUACAGCUAUAGUCAUUGUACUUGCCGUCGUCUAUCAACAUGAAACCAAAGCUCACAAUGUGUCGGAUGGAACCUGGGGCCCAAAUGGCAAGCCGACCGGCAAGCGAAACCUGAUCUUCAUGGUCUCCGAUGGCAUGGGACCGACUAGUCUAUCGAUGACAAGAAGCUUCCGCCAGCUGACAGAGGGAUUACCGAUCGACGACAUCCUAGUUCUGGACCAGCACCACAUCGGCACAUCUCGAACAAGAUCUAGCAACAGCUUGGUGACAGACUCGGCAGCUGGAGCGACUGCUUUCUCAUGCGGACUCAAAAGCUACAAUGGUGCUAUUUCUGUGCUACCUGAUCACUCUCCUUGCGGAACCGUUCUUGAGGCCGCAGCGCUGGCCGGCUAUAAGACUGGACUGGUUGUUACAACCCGUCUGACUGAUGCAACACCUGCUUGUUUCUCCUCCCACGCCAAUCUGCGAUCUUAUGAAGAUAGCAUUGCGGAACAACAAAUUGGUCAAAACCCGUUGGGAAAGGUUGUCGAUCUCAUGAUGGGUGGUGGACGAUGCCACUUCCUGCCCAAUACUACCGAGGGAAGCUGCCGCGGCGAUGACCGUGACAUUGUUGACAUUGCCUCAAAAAAUGGAUUCAGCUACUUGCAGACUCGGGCUGAGUUUGAUGCGCUCAACGGUGGUUCUGCCGUCAAAUUGCCUUUGUUGGGUCUUUUUGCUAACACUGACAUUCCCUACGAGAUUGACCGCCGCUCUCAGAACGAUGUCUAUCCAUCCCUGGAGGAAAUGGCCCGCACUGCCUUGAAUGCUCUGAGCGAGGCGACUCGCGAUAGUGAGCAAGGGUUCUUCUUGAUGAUCGAGGGUUCGCGCAUCGAUCACGCUGGUCAUGGCAACGAUCCUGCUGCUCAGGUCCACGAGGUUAUGGCCUAUGACAGAGCGUUUGCUGCCGCUUUGGAGUUUUUAGAGAAGGACUCGACUCCCGGUGUCAUUGUCAGCACAUCUGACCACGAAACUGGCGGUCUAUCUGCUGCAAGACAGCUGCACACGUCCUACCCGGAGUACCUCUGGUACCCCCAGGUUCUUGCUAAUGCAAACCACUCUAGUGAAUAUGCCGGCGCCAAGUUUACUGAGUACACUUCUGGAGAAGGUAAGGGCCAUGACGAUUCGAAGAAAAAGUCAUAUGUCCGUAAGACUUUGCUGGAGAAGGACCUGGGUAUCACCGAUGCUUCAGAUGAGGAGCUAGAGGCUAUUAUUCACGCUAAGCCAGGCGUCCCACCCACUUAUGUCUUUGCCGACAUGAUUAGCCGUCGAGCCCAGAUUGGCUGGUCUUCCCACGGGCACUCCGCUGUCGAUGUCAACAUCUACGCAUCCUCUAAAAAGGACGCUUGGCCUUUGCUUGGCAACAACGAGAACACCGAUGUGGGGUCUUUCCUUGCGGACUACCUUGAUCUGAAUGUCGCUGCUGUCACCAAGAAACUUCAAUCCUCAGCUUACUGGAGCACAUCGGGAGAUGCGUCCUCUGAUCAAGAGAAAUACAGCUGGAUGGGUAACCCUCUAGGCUCGAAUGUCCAAACAGAAAGCUUUGACUCUUACCACGGCGACUUCAAGAAGCGAUCACUUGAUGAUUGUGGCUGUGGUGGACUUCAUUGA
Messenger RNA from Penicillium taxi, 1821 nucleotides. Its product is annotated as alkaline phosphatase. The record is from RefSeq and is a predicted model, not a curated record. Gene Ontology annotation, molecular function: alkaline phosphatase activity. Bases 1 to 1821 code for a protein of 606 amino acids. Gene Ontology annotation, cellular component: fungal-type vacuole membrane. Gene Ontology annotation, biological process: dephosphorylation. The transcript has 2 exons. NCBI's taxonomy places the organism in Eukaryota, Fungi, Ascomycota, Eurotiomycetes, Eurotiales, Aspergillaceae.